Microbotryum saponariae is the source of this 3065-nucleotide messenger RNA. The record is from the annotation of a GenBank genome assembly. NCBI's taxonomy places the organism in Eukaryota, Fungi, Basidiomycota, Microbotryomycetes, Microbotryales, Microbotryaceae.
AUGUGGAACGAGAUCUUUGACGUCUACUUUCCGGCCUCGGGCACGGCACCGAAAUUGGCAGGCAACGAGCCGAUCGCCAAGUGGACCGACGCUUGGAGGGUGUUGGUUGAUCGUGAGUGCCUUUUCGAACGAAAGACAUGACUGUAGCCUUUGCUGAUAUCAACCACCUACAAAAUCCAGAAUCCCUGUUCGCUCCCCCAUCUCUCCCGCUCAAGGCAACCGGCUUUUCGCUGCUCUCUCUCGCCAUGCAACGCCUUCCGCCCUCGGACGUCCCCGCGCUCUUUGGCGAGGGCGUCGUCCGCACCUUCACGAACCAUUUACGAAAAUCGGGCGAGACUGAAAAGACGUUGAGCCGUGUUGUAGACAGACUUGCCCUCUCGAUCCCACCUUUCCUCGCCAACAAUCCCUCCGUUGCUUUGCCACUGCUCAAAACGCUCGUCGCCCCUCCCCACGGUCAGCACACCUUCGACCCCAAGACGAUCGAGAAGAUCGUCGCCAAAUUCGAUCUCAAGAGUGUUCGCGGCUGGAUCAAUUAUCUCAAGGAAUUCAUCCUCGGGAAUGGGGAGCAGGAGGGAGACGAGUCGUCGAUGGGUCUCGCGUUGGAGCCGGAACAAGUCAAGGCCUUGGCCGCCCGACGGACGUGGGCAUUCGACCAGCUUCUCCAUCUUGUUCGCUCAACAGCCGUCACAAAGGACGACGAGAUCAUUGCUGGUGUGCUCGAAUUCUUCGCCGUCCUCGGUUGGUUCGACGUCCGAAAGUCCGGCAAGGGGGCACGGUCCUACGUUGCGACUCCGGUUUUGACCGAAUCGCUUCGCCUCGCCGCUCGCUCGAGGUUCUUCUCCAUCUUGACCGUCUUGGCUCCCUCUCCCGCUUCUCUGGCAUCGACCAAGACCGCUGGAAAACCCACCCCGACGACCGCGACCUGGCUGUCUCGCGCUUUGGCCCUGCUCGAGAAUCUCGCAUCAGACAGCAAGCACUUCACACCCGUUGACGGAGCCGACGCCGACGUUGAAGCUCUACGAGCGAGCAUUAAGAAGAUGUACACCAAGCUCGAUGGGAAGAAGUCGUCUGCCGAGGAUGGACGCGUCCAUACGGCCAAGGCCUUGAUUGGGGCCGUAACGCUGCUCUCCUUUGACGAAGGCGAGGACUCAAUCGAUGCCUUAGAAAGCCUGUCGGAAGCUUUACCCCUGCUGUUCCCCAACGUCAUCAAGGGCUCGGAUGCAGCAUCCCGGAAGUCGACCAAAGACAAUGAGGAUGACGAGAUGGCCGACGAAGAGGAGGGAGAGGCCCCCGAGCCUGCCACCGUGUUGGUCGACUUGUUGCUCGAGCUUUUGCGGAGACCGUCGGCGUUCGUCAAAAGUGUUGCGCAGCAAGCGUUUGUUGGCUUCUCGCAGGAUCUUGGGCCUCAGGCGAUGGAGUUGUUGCUGGAGCAGAUUCGCCCUGAAGUGUCGGAAGCAACCGGGGAUGAGGUUGGCGCCGAUGGGAACGCCAGCACGACCGCCGAGAAGGGAGCCAAAGCCAACGGCAGGGCCACCGCCGCUUCUCGAACCGCUGCUGCCGCCGAGGAAACCGAUGACGAGGACGAUGACGACUCGGACGAUUCGGAUGUCGACGUUGACGAGGACUUCAAGAACGAGCUCCUCGCGGCGUUGCAAGCCAGUGGAGUCGCCGACGAGAUCGAGGCUAAUGAGCAAGCCGCUGAGGACAGGAACGACGACGAGUCGAGCGAUGAAGAGGAGCUGCUCGACGACGAUGCUAUGAUGGCUUUGGAUGACAAGCUCGCCGACAUCUUCCGCCUUCAGUCUGGCUCGGGUGGACGAAGGAGCAAGAAACUUGAUCGAACGGAUGACAUGCACUAUCGUCUCCGUGUCCUCGACCUUGUCGAUGCGCUGGCUAAACACCGCUCAUCCAGCCCUCUGCUCGUCUUGGUCGUGCUUCCUCUGCUCGGCAUCGUUCGGUCCACCUCGGCGCUCGAAAUGGAGUUGCAAACCAAAGCGGGUAGAACACUGCGAUCGAUUGUCCAGAACAAGCGCGAAGUUGCCCCUUUUGCAACACCUGACGCUGCCCUCGAAGCUCUCGAGGAGCUCCACCAGAUCGCCGCGGGAGUCGAUUACGCCGAGCUUGCCGCCCUGUGCAGUCAGACAGCGAUCUAUCUCGUCAGAUCCGCCCUUGCUUCGGCUAGCUCGGAUGCCUCGACCGCCUCGACGAUCGCAAAGUUGUACAGCGACCGCUUCUCGGACUACUUGGUCAAGAAGAACAGCAAGACGAGGGUGCAGCCGACGCUGACGAUCGAUUUUUGCAAACGCUCGCCCGUGUGCGCGUGGCCCUUGUUCGAUGCCGUCUUGGACUUGUCUCAGGGUGAAGAGAUAGUUAACGCUUAUCGAAGGAUGCAGGCCUUCGAGGUCCUGCACACACUCGUCACCUCCUUCGUCGCCCAGUUCUCUAAGACUCCCGAAACGGCACGACCUCUGCUCAGCAAAUCCUUGCCCAGAUAUCAACAAACACUCCUCUCCGUCUUCACAUCAGCUGCCGAUCCAGAAAAUCCCAGCGCAUCGUUCGACGCUUCAAGGCUCAAAGACCUCGUCAAGUUCGCUCUUGCCGGUGUUAGACUGACCAAGACCCUUGACGCGACACAAGUCAAUGACGUUUGGCAGGUGGAGAACUGGAUCCAGGCUGGGGAAGCACUCAAGAGCAGCGAUCGAUUCAAGUCUGCAGCUGGGGUUCAUAAUUCGCUCAAGCAGUUGAUUGCGAUGAUCGGGGUUGGGAGUAAGGCGGGGAAGAAGGAUCAGGGGGAUGCUGCGGGGAAGAAGCGGAAAGCGGGGACCGACCUGCCGGCACCUUCGACGAACGCCGAGGGGAAACAAUUGAAGAAGACCAAAACGACGUCGACGGUAGUGCACGGGGCACCGGUCGUCAAAGAGGUAGCGGCGGAGCUUGAGGUUGAGGUCGAAGACGAUGAGGAGAUCGAACGUGCUGCGGCUGCUUUGUCCGGCGGCUGGGCUUCAGAAAAGGGGUCCAAGGGGAAGAAGAGCAAGAAGGACAAGAAGCGGAAAGCAUCGGAGUGA